CUAACCAGCGUCGGUCUUCCGCUAGCCUUUCUUCCUACGCUCGAAGCUGACCACGUGAAAGAAUACCCUGUACGCUCGAACAUCCAGAGAAUGAAGUUACUAGAUGUGAAUGCUGUUCUCGACCGCGAAACGCACAUCGAGCAGGCUGAUCCCGAACGUGAAGUCCUCAAGGUGUCUGAUGGUAAAGGUACUCGUUAUGCGAUACUAUCGCACCGCUGGGGAGCCGACUCGGAGGUCAAUUACAAAGAGAUGAUUGGGCUGAUGAAGAUGGAGGAGCAUAAGAGGGACAAUGUCAGGCAGCGCGACGGCUACCAAAAGAUCGUCAAGAGCUGUGAGCAAGCGAUGAAGGACGGCUAUGAGUGGUUGUGGAUCGAUACCUGCUGCAUUAACAAGCGUAGCAGUUCAGAGCUAUCAGAGGCCAUCAAUUCGAUGCAUCGGUGGUACCAACACGCACAUGUGUGUUAUGCGUACCUCAACGACGUUGAGGAGUCGAUCUUCCCUGCCAAGCGAGACCGCGACAAGUUUGGCGAGUCCAACGGUUGGCCAGUAUGGUUCUUGCGGGGCUGGACAUUGCAGGAACUCAUCGCGCCAAGUCAAGUGAAGUUCUUCAACAAGGAUUGGGUGCCGAUUGGCGACAAACGACACCUGGCACCCAUGUUGAAGGACAUCACCGGAAUUCCAUGUGAAGUUUUGAGAGAUGGCCUGGCUGCGAAGCGUCUCUGUGUCGCACAAAUCAUGUCGUGGGCAGCUACCCGGAAGACGGAGCGCGUGGAAGAUCGGGCGUACUCGCUGAUGGGGUUGUUCGGAGUGCACAUGCCCAUGUUGUAUGGAGAGGGCAAAAAAGCAUUUCGGCGUCUACAACUGGAAAUCAUCCGGGAAUCCAGCGAUCAAAGCAUAUUCGCAUGGAGUACAUGGAAGCUGCGGACAGGCAGUGACCUGGCUGACGAUCCAAGCGACUUUUUGGAUUGUGGCAACAUCGAGAAGGUCACGGAACCUGACGAAUAUGUCGAUGGACUAAUGGAGUACAUUGGAUGGAAACAACUCGGCAGCCCCUGGUAUAUCGCACGUGGCCACAGGACGAUCUCGAAGUUGAGGCGGCAUGCCAACACGGUCAGCCAGCGACUUGACACAACAUUCUCUGUCAGUAAUGCGGAUAUCCAAGUGUGUUUGCCUGUCAUCCCCCUUCCCGACCCUCCGUCUCAUUUCCGGGCUAUAUUGGCGUGUAAAACCUACCAUGGUAUCGGUGGUCUAGCCACCAUUGAUUUAGUAUUCUCUGGAUCCAGGUUUCACAGGACUCCAGUUGCACAUUCUGAGUCGCACAAUCUCAAGACAUAUCCGGAGUUCAAGACCCUCUAUCUUACCCAUCAUCAAGAUGCCAACGAGACACGCCGCGAGUUUACGCUUGACGACAAGCAUGCCUCAUACCAUGGAUUCACCCGCCGUGGCACCUACCCGCGCAAGUUUACAGGCGAUACUGUCGCACUCUCGUCCCUCACGGGUGAACUCAUUGUCAUAGUCUAUGCCAACGACAAUCCCAGAUCAUGCUUUGCAGUUGGCCUUGGAUACUACCUCGGCCAGGGAUGGGUGCACGUUGUCUCUGACGAACAUCCUGAAACUCGAGAGGAUGACUGGACUGGCUUUGGCAGGAGAGCAUGUGCUCGAAUGUGGGAUGCGCGUGUAGAACAUGCUCUGAGUAUGCGCAAACAUGAACACGACGAAGACCGCUACUACGACCACUUCAUCAAGCAUGCCCACCUUCCCCGAUCAAUCUGGGCCGCGAAGGUAGUCUGGGGUAGGUGGGAGAAGGACAAUUUCAAGAUUAUGGUCGAUGUCGACGAAUGUCCUGGUUGCUGCGAUGGACCACACAGAUGGGCAACGACAUUUAAUGAUUAUGGUGGCUUUCAAACGCCAGGGCUUAUGCGUACAGAUUUCCCUUCAUAUUUCUUGGAAUUGGAUAGGUGGCGGGCUGGCUUUGACGAGUGUUCUGGUCAACGGAUUGCGCUGGGUGAUUAUGGGGACUAUUCCAAUGGCGCAUUUAUGCGUGUUGGCAAUGUCUUUGAGGAUAUGGCCGUCCUUGGCAUUAACACCACGGACUCAGCUUAUUGUCCUGUGGUCACUCGUGUAUCCAACUAUUUAACGCCAAGGAAUUAUACGGAGAAUUGGGAUGAUCUUGCUGUAGCUUAUUAUGGCGAGGACAAAUGGCUGGCCUUGCAUCAAUCCAAGGGCCUCUCGAUUCCCACCAAUGAACAUUUUGUGCUGCUACUGAAAGCACUGUCCACCCGCCUUGCAGGAAAACAUUUAGUGAUAACAGUCGUACAAUGCUCAGAUUUCUAUAUAGUCAAUGAUAAUGGUGAGCGAAAUGAUGACUCGGCACCGGGCAGUAAUAACCACUGCACAGAGCCUCGAGUUUUGACUCCGCUAUGCACCAUUGCGAGCCCACAAGUUUGGCGAAGAGACCUGCCCUGUGUGCAGAGAAGGGAACGAUUCAAGAGUAUUCGGGAGUACUUUUACUCCCUCGUGAAUAUGAUACCUUCCCUUCUCACACUAUUCGCCUGUGCCUAUGACGUCAUCUACAGCGUCAACCGACAAGAGCCGAAGCCCCCCACAAAUCUGUGGUGCGUUUGACAACUGUAUGAACCACAAACGUACACUUAGGAUGGCAACAGUGCAAGAAAAAGGAAGAUGGAGCGAUCAAGUUCUUCUCAGACAUGUUUGGUCUCAAGCAUCUGAGAAAUUAUAUCGGCGAGAUAACAUUCUUCAAAAGAUUCUGUUCGAUGAUAAACAGCAAGGUUUCCGUAGGCAUUGUAGAAGAGGAUGGUUUACUAACGCGUGCACCAAAAACGUCAUGCACCGAUCGGGUGAUGACACGUUACCUGUUUAUGGGCAGUUCUCAAUCCAAUGCUAUGCAGGACCAGUGCCUCGAAGUUUUGGUACCUCUGUUGCGCAGGCGGUGUCAAAUUCUCUGUGCACAGUAUG
Molecule: messenger RNA, 2976 nt
Organism: Pisolithus orientalis
Lineage: Eukaryota; Fungi; Basidiomycota; Agaricomycetes; Boletales; Pisolithaceae
Product: heterokaryon incompatibility protein-domain-containing protein
Exons: 8
Coding region: 91-2625 (844 amino acids)
Source: RefSeq, a predicted model, not a curated record